Molecule: messenger RNA, 2635 nt
Organism: Anopheles darlingi
Lineage: Eukaryota; Metazoa; Arthropoda; Insecta; Diptera; Culicidae
Product: shootin-1
Exons: 7
Coding region: 492-2402 (636 amino acids)
Source: RefSeq, a predicted model, not a curated record
UUCUGCAAAAAGUGAAAAAUUUAACUGUUUUGUACAAAUUCGAAGCCCAGAAAGAUGGAUUCAAAACGUUAAAUCUACUGUUAACUACCAAUGUUUUACUUAAGUGACUCUACAGACGAUCAAUAAAAAAUUCUGUACAAAUAAAUUGAUAAAUAAAAUUAGGCGUGGGUCGUUUGUGGGGGAGCCUGUUCUGGAUCUCCGCGUGAUCGCGGUGCAAAAAGUGUCGCCAGAUCAAACAAAAGCCAACGGCCACGUCGAGUUUUGUGCAGCUCUCCGCGGGACGAGGGCACUAAAGAGGUUGAAGAUCGUGUGCAGUGAACCCUAAAGAUCGAACCGCGACCGAAAAAGUGAGGGGACGAACUUUCGCUGGCACAGCAUCGAUCGCGGAAAGGGCCAAUAGAAAACAGGUGGGAACGCACGGAACGAAAGCAGCGUGAGCAAAGGCUGGCACAGCAAGGAACCUGCAGGUUUCUGGCACCUGCAUAAUCGAGAUGGACUCUAGCCCACCGUCCCGGCGGAGUAGCAUUCCGAUACCGAAGCGGAAAACAUCGCUACAUCUGUACAUAGCGGGCUCGUCAUCAACUUCGUCCUCGAAUGUCGGGUCAGCAUCGGCAUCGGUGAACGAGGAUGAACCGUCGUUCACACGCAGCAUAAUGCUCGGUUCGUUCAUUCAAUCGCCAUCCGCCGGAAACGAAUCCACGUCCGCUGCUGGCCACAGCACCACAAACACCACCUGCGAGCUGAAAGAGAGCCAUAAUCGGUUGAUGGAGAAAUGUGAAAAAUUGAUGAAGCGGAACGAACAGCUUCAGCAGGCGAAUGAUCAGCUCACCUUAACCGUGCAACAGCUCAUUGCAAACGCGGAAAGUUCGAAGCGUGAGCUGGCCGAGUUCACGGAGAAGAACCGGCGGCUUCGCCGGAAGCUUUCCGAAAUUAUUCCAGGUGAAUCAUCCUCGGUGGCGGAUGGUGGCGCGGCCGAGAGUGAUGAUGAUGCCCCGGCGACAAGUGAACCAGAUGGCGAGAGUAGUGCCAAACCGGUUAGGUCAAAGGAGGAGCUAGCGGGACCGCAGACAACCGAAGGGGACUGGCUCAAUGAAAUCGAGAAGCUGAAAUCCUACCAGAACAAUGUCGAUCUACAGCUGUACGAAGCGAACGAGAAAAUAUCCGAUCUUCUCGAAAGUAAGCAACAGCACGAAGAAAUAAUCGAAAAACUACGUGCGGAAAAUGCGGAGCUCAGCAAGGUGGCGCGGCUAAUGUCACGGAAUAUGCUCGAGUCUAUCGACACGACCAAGAGUCUCGGAAACUCACUCAUGCAGGUCCGGCGAGAACGUGAUAUGGUGCGUGAUAUGGUACGGCAAAGCCGUGAUUCGGUUGAUUCCAAGACGAGCACCAACGAGGAGAUUCAAAAACUGCGCUCCGAGUAUGAGCUGCAGCGGAAAACGUACGAAGCGCAGUUCAUCGAAUAUAAAAGCCUGAUGAACGAAGAGCACGAGCGGAAGACAAACGAUCAGAUCGUCCUACUCGAGCUGGAGGUUGAACAGCUACGCCAGCAGCUUGAAGAGACCGUGUGUCGGGCCGAGCGGGCUGAGGAGGAAGUGCAAUCGCUCCGACAGCAGAUUCGUAUCAGCCGGCAUGAGGAGCGCCAGAGCUCAACGCUUUCCGCCACCGUUCUCCUGCCCGUUCUGGAUGGCAGUGGUGCGUUAGAUGGCGAUUCUCUACCACCAGUGUCCUUGAUAUGCCAGUGUGCUGCCAAUCGGCGGUCAACGGCAGGCUCUUCGCUAUCGUCUGCUCCCCAGCAAGCUGUUCCCGUACCACCACUAGCACCACCUCUUCCUCCGCCGCCACCACCACCGCCACCGCCUCUGCCACUACUAGCACCGGCUGCUAACAAACCCGCUAACAGCAAGCAUUUAAUCUCAUCGGAAGGAGCAACAAUAUCCACCGAAACGCCACCGCUUGGCUUGAGCGAAGCGAUUUCGAUGCAGAAAUUAAAUCACGUAGCAAUAACGAAUGUAAAUAGUCACCCUGCAGCAACAGGUAUAGAUUCGGUGAUAGCUGACAUCAAGAGUGGCCGGGUGACACUUCGAAAACGCCGUCCAAACGUACUCAACAAGCCCGCCUGCGAUGAUGCUGCCGACGAUGGUAGCGAUGGGGACAGUAUUAGAGAGGGUGCACCAAAUUACCGCCAGCUGGCCGCUCGCAAUCCAGCUCUCAAGGAAAUGUACGAAAUUUUGGAUCGUAUGAAGCGACAAAACAGGAAAUCGAAAAUUAUCGUCGAAUCAGAAUUCACGUCGUUUAGUGGAAACAUUGGUGCUGCUGCUGCGGCCGAUUCUGGUGAAAGCAGUAAUGCCAGCGAGAAUAAGGUGCGAACAGGGCGCAUCUUAACGGAUGUCGUCGACUGCUGAAAGAUACUUAAACGAUACGUGCCUAGUGAUUAACCUCGUCGAAAGAAUGGAUUAACUGAACUAGAACAACUCACCACCAGCACCAGAGUCUGGAUUUUAGCUAGCAUUUAGCAAGUUGUUGCUUAACUUAAGUUUAAACAGAUUUUUUGCAUUCCUCAGCACCAAGAUAGGAUUAAGACAGUUGGUUUUUUUUUUCUUCUAAAAUAUACUAUCAGCUCUAUUGCGAUUUUUAA